Molecule: messenger RNA, 968 nt
Organism: Mus musculus (house mouse)
Lineage: Eukaryota; Metazoa; Chordata; Mammalia; Rodentia; Muridae
Product: predicted gene 14439
Exons: 1
Coding region: 475-921 (148 amino acids)
Source: RefSeq, a predicted model, not a curated record
UUUUAUUAUACUGACGAGGCUUUUUAUCUGUAUGAAUUGUUUUAAAUUUUGGUUUCAUUGAAAAGAACAAUUUAAUGUUAACAUAAUAUUACUUUGUUUAUAUUCAAAGGAGUUUUACUAAAUUAUGAAUUGUUUUACAUCUUCGAGGAUAUAUGAAAUGGGAACAGUACUGAUUAUCUGGCUCACAUUUAUAACAUACUUUUUCUAUAAAAGAUCACUCACGUAUUUGAAAACAAAAACAGGAAGAACUCACAGUGUUUGCACAAUGAUUGCAUUCACAAAUUUUGUCAUCAUGAGAGUAAUACUACAUUUGGAAUAUGAACAAAUGCAAAAGAAAAAAAAUUCUACUGCCUUAAUUCUCAUUACUAUUUUUACCAUUUUGAGUUGGUUAAUGUCCCCAGGAAUGUUCGGAAACAAAUUAUUUAUAAACUUAUAUAGCACAUUUAGAAUGUUGCAUCCCUUUCUGCCACCGCCAUGCCAUCCAGACUGAGGAAGACCCGGAAACUCCGGGGCCACGUGAGCUACAGCCACGGCCGCAUCGGUAAGCACUGCAAGCACCCAGGCGGGAGCGGGAACUCUGGAGGCAGGCACCACCACAGGGUCAACUUUGACACAUAUCACCCAGGUUACUUUGGGAAAGUUGGUAUGCGGCAUUACCACUUGAAGAGGAACCAGAGCGAAUGCCCAACAGUCAACCUGGAUAAACUGUGGAUGUUGGUCAGCGAGCAGACGCGGGUCAAUGCAGCAAAAAACAAGACUGGAGCUGCUCCCAUCACUGAUGUUGUUCGAUCAGGCUACUACAAAGUUUUGGGCAAGGGAAAGCUCCCUAAACAACCUGUCAUCGUGAAGGCCAAAUUCUUCAGCAGAAGAGCUGAAGAGAAGAUUAAGGGUGUUGGAGGUGCCUGUGUUCUGGUGGCUUAAAAGCCACACGGGAGGUUAAUUAAAUGCUAACAUUUAAAAAAAAAAAA